AUGGACUCGGAGAAAAGUUUCUUGUCUUUCUACUUUCUUGAUGCAGAGAAAUACAAUUUAGAAGAAAAAAUACUAAUCAUCUCUCUUCCGAUCAGCGUUUUGGGAUGCAUAGGAAAUUCGGUUAUUUUAUGGAUCCUCUGCUGCAGGAUCAGGAUUAAAUUAAAUCUGUAUUUUGUGUGUGUGGCAGCUGCUAAUAACAUUGUAGACUUUAGCAUCAUUGCUAAGUAUGUUAUGUUUUUUAGACCAGUGUCCUUCAGUUUAAUGUAUCACCGAGUAUUGCAUGUUUUGCAUUUAAGCACUGAUCAAGCCAGCUUUUUUAUUUUUACAGCGAUUGCUGCCGAAAGAUGGUGCAUUCACUUUUUCCCUGUUUGGUAUAGAAGGUUUCGGCCCAUAAAUUUUUCAGCCAUGGUGUCCUUUUCUUUGUGGGGAUUCACCUCUCUGGUAUCAAUUGUGAACCAUUAUCUUUGCUCUCCAACAAUUGAAGUACACUUCAAGGACAUUGAGAAGUGUACAAGUUCAACCAUAAUACUAAUCAUCACUCAAUUAAUUUUUAUUCCAAGUAUGAUAUUUUUUUCUUUGGGCAUAAUGAUUAGAAUUCAUAUGAGACAAGAAGAAGUUUCUCCAAUGAGACUAGAUGUUACCAUUGUAGCCACAGUUCUUCUCUUUCUGAUGUUGACUGUACCAUUUCACAUAGCUAGGAUCUUGUUAUACUGGGUCGACAGCAUUGAUGGAUAUAUUCUGGGUAGCCUUAACACACUAUUGGAGUCUGUCAGCAGUUCUAUCAGUCCUUUUAUAUAUCUCAUUGUUGGAUGUUGGAAGAAGCCGAAAAUGGAGACACCCUUUGUGUUUCUUGAAAUAGCUUUGUCAGACAAAACAACCAUGCUUAUAAAAACACAAACAGAGACUUAA
Messenger RNA from Thamnophis elegans (Western terrestrial garter snake), 909 nucleotides. RefSeq names its product mas-related G-protein coupled receptor member H-like. The transcript has a single exon. The record is from RefSeq and is a predicted model, not a curated record. The coding region runs from base 1 to 909 and encodes 302 amino acids. Lineage: Eukaryota; Metazoa; Chordata; Lepidosauria; Squamata; Natricidae. Gene Ontology annotation, cellular component: membrane. Gene Ontology annotation, biological process: G protein-coupled receptor signaling pathway. Gene Ontology annotation, molecular function: G protein-coupled receptor activity.